AAUCUAAUGCCCCCCCAUGGAUGAUGAUUCUUGGAUCUGCACUCUGCACCACCACUGUGAUAAAAAGUUUAAUCAUCAUUUCUUUUUUUUUCCUUUUUUUCUUUUUUUCUUACUUUUUAAUCCCUCUCUCUGAAUUUACCUCAAUACAAAUUAAAAUCAAAUUACUGAAUCGAUUCUUAUUAUAUGGUUUCAAGUAUCCAACCCAUCAAUGGCAAAUUUCAUUGAUUCCAACCAUUGACACUCUCUCUCUCUCUCUCUCUCUCUCUCUCUCUCUCUCUCUCUCUCUCUCUCUCUCUCUCACACACACACACAGAGAACUUCGGAAAAAGUACAAAUGCAAUCGUAUACAAUGUGUGCGUAACCGAAGAUCCAACCUUUUAUCCCUGUAAUCUGCAUGUGUGUCUGUGUUUUUUUUUCUCUUUCUUUUUCCUAUUUUCAAUUUUCUCUCUCUCUAGAAUACUAUUUGGGGAAUCCUAGGUUUGUAAUUUUGACCCUUUUCACCCCUUUUUUGAACCGUUGUUAUUUUAACUUUCUCUCUCUACAAAAACAAACACAGAAGAAUAAAAAAACACGCACCCUCGCAUGUUCUACAAUGUGCACAUUCAUUCAUAUGUAUGCACACAGCUAAUUCUUCUGCGUGUGUUUAUCUCUCUGGGUGUGUGUGUGAGAGAGAGAGUGUUUAUAUUGUGAAUGUUUUCCGAUUUUUGCCUGAUUUUGGUGAAUUUCUAGGUUCCGUGAUCUUCUUUUUUUUUUUUUUUUUUGAUUUAAAAAAAAUUGUUCAAAGAUCUCACCUUUGAACAAUUUAAGAAUUUAUGCGAUUAAAUUUUAUUUUUUUGGGGUUAUUUAUUUAAUUUUUCAGAUCCCCAUUGUUAUCGUCCUUGCAUUGUUUUUUGUGGGCUAGGUUUUCACCCACUCACUGUACUCGAAACACCUUUAAUUUGAAACCCUAAAGUUUCAAUCUUUUUUCACAUUUACCUUUUUCAAUUUCUCCAUCAUUUGAGGAAAUUGAAUUUUUUAUUUGAAAACACAUGAUGUGGAAGCAAAUUCUCGGUAAAAUCCCCAAAAAAUCCCAGAAACCAGAUCAAGAUUCUUCCAGAAACCCUAAUUCGGGCCCCAACACAUCGUCUCCGGGCUCGAUUCGGGCCAACACCAACACUCCUGCCGCGAAACGAGCUUCCGCUGCGGUUUUUCCAACCUGUGUGAUUGCAGGAAUCGAGCCGUUGCUCGCAUUCAAAGAUGUUUCGAGCUCGGAAAAAAUGAAUCUUUUCAUUAGCAAGCUUAGCCUUUGCUGUGUAGUGUUCGAUUUCACCGAUCCAGCAAAGAACGUUCAAGAAAAGGAGCUCAAACGGGCCACAUUGAUCGAGCUUCUCGAUUUCGUUUCCCAAAACCCCCCAAAAUUCUCCGAGCCCGCAAUUUUAGCCUCAUGCAAAAUGUGCUCCGUUAACUUAUUCCGCGUUUUCCCACCUAAUUGCCGCUCUAAUAGUAACCCUACUUCAGGCGAAAACGACAAUGAUGACGAGCCGACGUUCGAUCCUGCAUGGCCCCACUUGCAGAUAGUGUACGAUUUCUUUCUAAAGUUUGUCACUUCGACUUCUUUGGAAGCAAAAGUCGGGAAAAAGUACGUAAACCACUCCUACAUUCUGAGGCUUAUCGACUUGUUCGACUCUGAGGAUCCAAGAGAAAGGGACUGUCUGAAGGCGAUUCUGCAUCGAAUAUACGGCAAGUUUAUGGUUCACCGUCCAUUCAUAAGGAAGAGCGUGAGCAACGUGUUUUACAGAUUCGUGUUCGAAACGGACAAGCAUAACGGGAUCGCAGAACUGUUGGAGAUUUUCGGUAGUGUGAUAACUGGAUUUGCUUUGCCUUUGAAAGAGGAGCACAAGAUAUUUCUGUCGAGGGCACUUAUUCCGUUGCACAAGCCAAAGUCUUUGGGGGUUUACUUUCAGCAGCUGACUUACUGUAUUAGCCAGUUUAUCGAGAAAGAUCCGAAGCUGGCUUGCAAUGUGAUCGAGGGGCUGUUGAAAUAUUGGCCGAUUACGAAUACGCAGAAGGAAGUUAUGUUUCUGAGCGAGUUGGAGGAGAUUCUUGAAGUUAUUAAUAUGGCUGAGUUUCAAAAAGUCAUGGUUCCUUUGUUCUGGCGCCUCGGUCGCUGCAUAAAUAGCUACCAUUUUCAGGUGGCCGAAAGAGCUCUGUUCCUAUGGAACAACGAGCAAUUACUAAACCUAGUAGCACAAAAUCGACAAGUGAUACUGCCGAUAGUGUUUCCAUCUCUGGAAACCAACGCACAAAGCCACUGGAACCAAGCUGUUCUCAACCUAACAUUAAACGUUAAAAAAAUGCUGUCUGAAAUGGACGAAGCCCUUGUCGCGGAGUGCGUUUCGAAUUACGAAGCCGAGCAAAAAGGUAAGAAUCUGGCGGUUGAAAAACGUAGGGAAAUUUGGGAGCGGCUGGAAAGUGAUGCUAGCGUACAGCCGAUGGCUAGAAAUACUGCUGUUUUGGUGAACCGUUAGGAGUCUCGUUUGGGAAGUCGUCUUUUUUUUUUUAAUGUGCAUUAUUAUUAAACCUUGUUUUUUCGUUUUUUUUUUUAGUCGUAGUGAUGUGGCACUGACUGAAGGUGUUAUGUAUGAUGAGAAUGAAAAGGUGGUGGUUGUAUUUGUUGUUGUUAUGAAAAUGUAAUGUGGUCUUUUUUUCUCAACCAGAAAGGGUAUUUUGGGAAAAGAGUGUUCUUUAGGUAAUGGUGUAAACUGAGUAUCUUGUCUUAGUUUUAGAGUUUGAGCGGACCC
Erythranthe guttata (spotted monkey flower) is the source of this 2780-nucleotide messenger RNA. RefSeq names its product serine/threonine protein phosphatase 2A 57 kDa regulatory subunit B' kappa isoform. Lineage: Eukaryota; Viridiplantae; Streptophyta; Magnoliopsida; Lamiales; Phrymaceae. The record is from RefSeq and is a predicted model, not a curated record. Gene Ontology annotation, molecular function: protein phosphatase regulator activity. Gene Ontology annotation, biological process: signal transduction. Gene Ontology annotation, cellular component: protein phosphatase type 2A complex.